AUGCAGGCUAGGCAGCAGGCCCUGAUCCUGCCUGGCAUCGGCGGUGUGCUGGCCUCGCAAGGCUUCGACUUGGCCGCGGCCAAGCAGAGCUGGGCGGAGGCGCAGGAGCGCGAGGCCCGGGCCGCGCUGGACGCGGUGGAGGCGCGCUGCCGCGACGAGAUGCUGGCCAUGACGGCGGAGUUCGCGCUGGCGAAGGAGCGGCUCCGCAAGGAAGCGAUCGAGGUGCAGCAGGAGGCGGACAGGCGCGUGCGGCUCAGCGAGGAGACCGCGGCGGCGGCCCUGAGGACGUACCAGGAGGAGAUGGAGCAGCGCAUGGCUCACUUCAACCAGGAGAGCCUGGUGGUCGAGCAGCGGUUCCAGCAGAGGCGCGUGCUGGCCGACGGCGAGGUGCUGGACCAGCGCCGCCGCGCCGACGCGGCGCUCGCCGACGCCACGCAGCGGGUCGAGCUGGUGCGCAGGGACUGCGCCGAGGAGUCCAGCAGGUUGCAUAAACAGUGCGACCGUUUCCUCAUGGAGAUGCAGGAGGAAUUGCAGCGCAUCACCACCGUCAACGACCAGCGCGUCCGGCUUGCUCACGAUGCGCUGAUGAACUACAUGUCCGAGCAAGAGGAGGCCGCCCUCCGCGUCCUCGCGACGCUCCGCCAGGAGCAGGAGGUGAAAGCCAUCGCCUACGACUACGAGGAGAGGUGGGGCCCCAAGGAGUACGGCUCCUGGAGGGCCGGGCUCGACGGCUUCCAGGUGCGCUCCGCCCGCCGGGCCGAGGCCUGCCGGCGGAGCGAGGAGGCCUACCGCGGCCUCGAGCGGCGCUGGGCGGAGGCCCGCGAGCGCCAGGACCUGGAGGAGAGGCGGCGGAAGGAGGCCGCCGAGCGUGCCGUGCAGCGCAGCCGCGAGGCGGUGGAACACAGAAAGUGGCGCGAGGACGCCGUCCUGGCGCGCCGCGCCGAGGAGCGCGCCCGCGUGUUGGAGCACGAGCGCUUCCGCGAGGACUGCGCCCGGCUGCGGCGGGGCCUGCCGCCGAACGGCGGCGCCCCAGCAGCCGCGGCGGCGGUGGCGGCCUCCGCUGCCGCGCGCGGCGCCUGUGUGGCCGGCGCGCCGCGAGCGGCGCAGGACGCGGCGAACUCCCUCGAGGGCUCCACGUCGCGGCCGGGCACUGCCAGAAGCCUUGGCAGGGCCGUUGGCCAUGGCCUGCGAGACGCCGAGCGCCGCAAGCUGGACGAGGUCGAGAUGCACGCCGCCAUGCCAGCCGCUUGUUUCGACGCCAUCAGUGGCGGCUGGAACCCGAGGGUGGCGAGGACACAGCAGGACUUGCACCAGCAGGGGCUCGAGAAGGCGCAGUCCAAGUAUGAGCGGGCCAAAAACGCCCUCGCGCAGUCCAUGCAGGCCGCAGCCCAGGCCAAGGCCGACCUCGCCGAGGCUCAUGCCGCCGCCGAUGUUGCGGCCGCCAAGGCAGUUCGGCUCGUGCACAUUUGGGUCGUGACCUUGCCGUCCGCCUCGACCGCGUUCGUGUCCGCGUUCCUCGUUGGCUUCCACUUCCUCGUCUGA
Messenger RNA from Prorocentrum cordatum, 1542 nucleotides. Lineage: Eukaryota; Dinophyceae; Prorocentrales; Prorocentraceae. The record is from the annotation of a GenBank genome assembly.